AUGGAUCCUCCAGCAAGGUCCCCACUCCAUGCACUGGCUGCUGAGGCUAUGGCCACAGUCAGCAUGACUGGUGACUUAGUGAUGCCAUGGGAUAUCGCGCCCUUCAGAGACAUAUUUGGGAGCCCAUCGCCUGUGCUUCCGCGGAUGGUUGUGACCUCGAAUGAACUUGAUCUUGCUCGGGCACCUGCUGUGGACACGCAAGCACGUGGGCCUGAAUUUCCAGUCCAUCAAGCUGUCUACAUGUCGGUUUCCAGGCUGAUGGUUUUCUCGGCAAAGAGAUGUACACCUGAGGAUAGACGUGAAUUGGUAUGUAAAGGCUUUCUUGAUGUCCUUACGAGAUACCCGCGUGGGUCGACUUUGGGGCCAAUGCUUGAGGCAGCCACAUCGUACGUCGAGCAGUUGGCCAUCGUCUCAGAGACACUCGCUGGGAAGGCCAAUACGACCCUUGAAGCACGGCUGCGCCAGCUCAGGAAGUACCUCCGGAAUCUUGUUGAGGAUGGCUGUGAGGAACCUCUUCCUAUUACAGCCCAUUUUUUCCGAGUUCACCUGAAGGUGUUGCUCAAACAAAAGGUCUCCCCAACGGCAAUCGAGGCUGCCUUUGAAGUCGUCAACUUUGCGAAGCAUGUUCUGGGAGUUACAGUUGAGCCAUCUACAUUGGACACUCCGUGGGCACGUGGUAUCCUUCGGGGUGCUCGCCAGGAUCGACCUCAGCGAAAGCAGGCCCGUGCAUUGACGGUACAGGAGCUGCUGCUUCUUGAGGCUUUUCUUCGAGAUGCAUCGGCACGUAUUGAGGACAGGUACGCGUGUGGGUGCUUCCUCUUUUGCACUUACGCGCGGGCACGCUGGGGUGAUGUCAUUUCUGUGUCGCAGUUCCUUCAAGAUUUCAUUAAUGAUGGUGGCACAGUUUGUGGUGGCUACGUGGAACUACAAAGUCACUCGCAUAAGCUGCGCAGGAAACAUGGCGCUAUGCCACUGGUGGCACCUGUUUUUGGUGUGGGCGCGACCCCAUGGGCUGUCGAGUGGUUGAAGGUCUCUGAGACACGCGGCUGCCCCCUUCAGGCCAUUGGGCAAGAUCCUGUUGCACUCCUGCAGCUACCCUCCGUCGAGGGCGGGUGGAGCCAUGAGCCUUGUGUUACGAAGGACGCACGAUGCUGGCUGCGCUCUCUUUUGGAACGCCUGGUUGGGCCGCUUUUUCCUUGGUCGCCACCAGGUGCGCAUUCGAUGAAGGCGACCCUCUUAGCCAUGCUUGCAAAAUUUGGAGCUUCUGAGGCCGACCGCCUCGUGCUGGGUCACCAUUCUGACCGGGAAGUAACCUGCCUGGUGUGCCUGCAGAAGUUUUCGGCCCGGCUGGCUCUUCAGAUGGCGUAG
Messenger RNA from Symbiodinium natans, 1368 nucleotides. NCBI's taxonomy places the organism in Eukaryota, Dinophyceae, Suessiales, Symbiodiniaceae. The record is from the annotation of a GenBank genome assembly.